Messenger RNA from Neoarthrinium moseri, 999 nucleotides. RefSeq lists its product as uncharacterized. Gene Ontology annotation, cellular component: plasma membrane. Bases 1 to 999 code for a protein of 332 amino acids. Lineage: Eukaryota; Fungi; Ascomycota; Sordariomycetes; Amphisphaeriales; Apiosporaceae. The transcript is spliced from 2 exons. The record is from RefSeq and is a predicted model, not a curated record.
AUGGCACUGAAUAUGUUCACAACGGUCCUCAGCGGCUCUGCCUUCGGCGCAGCGUUGACAGCGUCCGGAGUCCACCAGCCAGGUGUUAUCGUGUCACAGUUUACUCUCGAGAAUUUCCAUAUGGUCGAGUCGUUCCUGGCCGCCGCCGCGAGUAGUGUUGCCCUGGUCACCUUAUUCCAACGCCUCGGCUACGUCCAACUUCCGCCCCGGAGCCGCUCGUCGAUAGGCCUGUUCGGCAACCUCGACGGAAACAUCGUCGGCGGCCUGGUUCUCGGUACCGGCAUGGCACUGUCAGGAUCGUGUCCUGGUACUGUGUUUGCUCAGGUUGGAGCAGGCAUCAGGUCGGGCUUCUACGCGCUGGCUGGCGGAAUAGUGGGAGGAAUCCUCUGGACAGGUGUGAUCCGUCCGCUUCUGCCGAAACCCGCAGCGAAUGACGAUAGAACCCCCGCGCCGCUCGCUAUCGACGAGAAGUUAGGGAUUAGCAAACUCGGUGCCGUUGUCGCCCUCGAAGCCAUCUUUGUCGCAAUCCUUGCCACCACGAUACGGACCUCUGCCGCCAAGACUCAGGGGCUAGUUGAGCCAGUGGCGGGCGGUCUGCUCAUUGGUGCUGCCCAGCUUCUGACAGUAGUCUCCAGAAAGACGCUGCUGGGUACUUCGACCGCGUUUGAGGAAGUUGGAACCUGGUUUUGGUCGGUCAUUAAGGGAGCAAAGACGUCGGCCUCGACUUCGUUCAGAAAUGUCGUGUUCGUCCUGGGAGUGGUCCUUGGUGCGCGGCUCCUGUCUACCCAAGGCCCUGUUAGCGUUGGACAUGAUGUCGUCGCGCUGGACCAUACAAAAGUCUUACUGGGAGGGAUUCUGAUGAGCAUUGGAUCGAGAAUGGCGGGUGGUUGUACAUCUGGCCACGGCAUUAGUGGCAUAUCGCUUUUGUCCGUGUCGAGCUUCGUCACGGUGGCAGCCAUGUUCGCAGGUGCUAUCGGUACUGGCUUGGCCUUAUAUUGA